This is a messenger RNA of Spea bombifrons (plains spadefoot toad), 1470 nucleotides long. RefSeq names its product carbohydrate sulfotransferase 14 (gene CHST14). Gene Ontology annotation, molecular function: sulfotransferase activity. Lineage: Eukaryota; Metazoa; Chordata; Amphibia; Anura; Pelobatidae. Bases 298 to 1431 code for a protein of 377 amino acids. Gene Ontology annotation, biological process: carbohydrate biosynthetic process; dermatan sulfate proteoglycan metabolic process. The record is from RefSeq and is a predicted model, not a curated record. The transcript has a single exon. Gene Ontology annotation, cellular component: membrane.
CUGGAUUACAUCCGAGCCAGUCAAUUCUCCAGACAUUCCUGGGGUCUCGUUUCUUGUGAUGGAGGAAUCCUGUCAGGGGAAAGUUUUUGCAGCGAGUCUGGACUUUCGCUUUAUGACUUCUCUUUGAACUCCGGUGUCUUCUUCCUGUUCUGUAUCGGAGGGGGAAGUGAGGCUCCGAAUUAACUGCUCUGCUGGCGUUUAUAAAGAUGACCCGACUCCGCGGAUAAUCCGGGGUAAGAGAAUGUCUAUUUGCUACCAGUUCCUGUUGGAUUUACAGCAGUGAUUGAUUUUCACGUCAUGUUUCCUCGCCCUCUGUACCAAAUGCCGGUAGGAUUUCAAAUGGGGGCUGCUGGGCCACACAGUGGGGGUGCUGCUGCUGAUCUCCGGCGGAUUGCGUCUCACCCGCUGUCUCGCGGUAGCAGGGGCAACAGCACACUUCUGCCCUCGAUGCUGAUGUUUGGGGUGAUUGUAGCGUCUAGCGGUCUGCUUCUUAUGAUAGAGAAGGGCAUCCUGGCAGAAGUGAAAACCCCCCCACCUAUGGGUGAUCAUGCAUGGCGCCCACACAGCAGAUCUCUAACCAGCGAGUUCAGUGAGGAUGACGUGGAACAGCAGAUUCUGCAGGACAUAAGAAACCGGACAAUGAGUGGCAUCUGCGGGCAGAAGAACAUGCCCCACACGGUGUGGGAACUGCCUGUUCUGCAGCGAAAGACGGUCCUCAAACAUAUACUCGUCAACGACAAGUACCGGUUCCUUUACUGCUACGUGCCCAAGGUGGCCUGUUCGAACUGGAAGCGGGUGCUCAAGGUCUUGGAUGGGUCUCUGGAAAGCGUAGACGUGAAGGUGAAGAUGGACCACAAGAAUGACUUGGUGUUCCUGUCAGAUCUCAGCGCGGAGGAGAUCAAGUACCGCCUGAAACACUACUUUAAGUUCAUGUUUGUCAGGGACCCCAUGGAGCGGCUGCUGUCAGCUUACAGAAAUAAGUUCGGAGAAAUGAAGGAAUACCAGCAGAGGUACGGGGUGGAAAUAGUUAAGAGGUACCGGAAGCACGGCCGCGACUCAGCGGGGGAUGACGUCACCUUCUCCGAGUUUCUCCGCUACUUGUUGGAUGAAGAUGCGGACCGGAUGAACGAGCACUGGAUGCCGAUGUACAACCUGUGCCAACCGUGCGCGGUCAGCUACGACUUCAUCGGCACUCACGAGAGGCUCCAGGAGGACGCCAACUAUGUUCUGGAUAACGUGAACGCCCCGUCUUCUGUACGAUUCCCCGAGAGACAAGCUUGGUACAAACCAGUCACCAAAGAGACCCUGAAUUAUUUCCUGUGUAAUACCCCUAAGGGGUUAAUCAAAGAGCUUCUACCGAAGUACAUACUGGAUUUCUCCCUCUUUGCUUAUUCCUUACCAAAUAUCACCAGUGAAAGUUGUAGGCAGUGAUGAUGUCAUUUAUAUUAUCCAUUCACCUUGAUAUCCUUU